This is a messenger RNA of Vicia villosa (hairy vetch), 862 nucleotides long. RefSeq names its product early nodulin-like protein 8. Bases 127 to 723 code for a protein of 198 amino acids. The record is from RefSeq and is a predicted model, not a curated record. The transcript has 2 exons. Gene Ontology annotation, cellular component: plasma membrane. Gene Ontology annotation, molecular function: electron transfer activity. Lineage: Eukaryota; Viridiplantae; Streptophyta; Magnoliopsida; Fabales; Fabaceae.
AUCAAGUUGACAUUAGUGUAAUAGUGUCUCUUCUAAUUUCAUUGAAUGAUCAUUUAUAAAUCUUCCACUUACCAGAUUUCAAGCCAAUAAAAGUCCCCCUUGUUGGGUCCUAAAUCUAAGAAAAAAAUGGCCAUCCACAACACCAUCUUCUUCUCUCUUUCUUCUCUCCUCUUCACAUUCCUCCAAAUCCAAACCAAAGUCUUCUCUCUCCAAUACAAAGUUGGAGAUCUAAAUGCCUGGAGCUUACCCUCCUCAUCAAACCCUCAAAUCUACACCAAAUGGUCCAAACUUCACAACUUCACCCUUGGAGACUCACUUUUGUUUCUAUAUCCACCAAGUCAAGAUUCAUUGAUUCAAGUGACACAAGAGUCCUACAAAAGCUGCAACACUAAAGAUCCAAUAUUGUUUAUGAACAAUGGUAACUCUUUGUUUAACAUAACAUCAUCACAUGGUGAUUUUUAUUUCACAAGUGGAGUCAAUGGUCAUUGCCAAAAGAAUCAGAAGAUUCAUAUAUCUGUUGGUGGAACUGGAAAUGUUGAUGUAGAAGCUAGUAGUCCUAAUUCAUUGCCUGCAAAUGCAAAUGCACCUUCUUAUCAAGCAGCUUUUGGGAACAUUCCAGUAGCUCCUUCUUCAUCAAAUUCACAUCACAUAGCUUCAAAUUUUCAUGUCUUUGUUAUUGGAUUUGGAUCUGUCAUAUAUGCAAUGUUCUUUGGUUUAAUGUAAUGUAUUAUUUUAAUAUAUUAAUUUUGUUUACUUUGGAUUCUUUUUGUCAUUGAUUUGGAUCUGUAUGGUGAUUAAAUUGAAAUGUAAAACAUUUAUUAUAUAAUAAUUGAAAUAUUCUUCCCCUCUUUGUUACCCAAUA